AACAGAAAUAGAUAAGAGAAAUAACCAACACUACUAAGGCAAACUAAAACAAUUAAAUGAUUAUCAGGAUAUAUAUAUCCAUAUCCAUAUCCAUAAAUUUGGCUGCCCUUGCAAGUCACAGAAUGAUUUAUCUGAUUUUGGCAACCUCCACCAGCCCACUUCUGGCAUUUGAGCAAACACAGGAGGAUUUAAGCUGCCAAGAUGGAGAAUUUCGGGCAAGUUGACCAUUUCAGAACAUCCUACAUUCCUUGCAAAGGCUUCAGGUGGCUUCUUAAGAAGCCACCCUGAGCACCUUGGAAGAAAGGUAGGAUUAAACUAAAUUUAUGAUAUUUUUCCACUUUCUGGUUUGCUUCACAGGAUUCUUUAGCCUGCUGAUACACCUCAUGUCCUUGGCAUCUAGAGUUGAACAGCACAUGAACCCAAUCCUUCUAGAAGAGAAUACAGGCCAAUGCAUGGCUGGAGAGCAGGCUGUGGUGGGGUUGCCAGCUGUCCCACACCAUGAAAUCCUUCUCCUACAGGAAAACCCUUCUCUCCCACUCAAUUCAACCAUCAUCUAAAUUCUUUAACUGAAGAUUUACUGGACCAGGAGGAUAGAAGAGCACAGCUGGCAUCGCUCUGUUUUAAUGUACAUAUCCCUACCACCUGUUGAAAAGCAAUCUUUUUUCUUUUCCAAAUCCGUUUUCCUUUUCCCUAUAAAUAGAACCGGCGCAACCAGAUAAAUAUAGAGGAUUAUUCUGCAUUUCAGAAAGUUGAAGGGAGAAAGACAGAAUAAUUGCUCUUCACAUGGGGCAUGUUCAGUUUGCAACUGUCUAUGGCAAGCAGGUUUUACAUGUUUUCAUUUUGGUUCAGAAACCUGUAUGAACACAAGAAUUCAAAAAUGGAAGAAAUGAAAGAAGCCUUUCUUCCCUAUAGACACUUCUAUUCUACUAUAAUCAUCAUCUGAAACUAGUUUCAGCCACUGUGUUGAAGCAUCCUGAGCUGGUUGCACUCUGAGCAAACUUGGGCUGCCACUGCUCACAAGCAAACACAAAUGUAUGUAUGCAGUGGCUGAUCAUCUAUUUCUCCGUGUUGACCCCACUGUGUCACUCUUUUAGCAAUAAUGGAAUAAGGAGGGUGAACUAAAAGGGCAAGCCCAUCUCUUCAUGGCCAUUAUAUUAGAAAGGGCAAUGGGAAAGACCUUAGCAAUCAACUUGUGACCCCUUUCCAAGGGCCAUGAAACAGACAAUAAUCCUGUUUGAUUUUCACUCCUAAAAGCUAUGGACGCUCUUCCAGAAGGGAAACAAGUCUUUGAGGCUGAGGGUAUAGAGGCCAGAAUGACCAACUUUCAAAAACUGACUCUGCUUCUUUGCCUUUCAAGAACCUUGAGAAAAGCAAGUAGCCAAGUUGUUCCUUCCUUCACAUUGGCCAGGGUCUCAAGAGCCAAUUGAUGCAAAGAGAUGGUUCCAGUUUAAAAGACAGACAGGUAUUCAAACAAGUGCCCUGAAUGAGAAUAAAGUUUCCUACCCAGAAGCCACAAACACCUCAUUAUCUCAGAAGCAAAGUGUGAAGAACAAUACUAGACCUGAAUAGAAAGAUGUGUGAAUCAAAUUCAGAAAAUGAGGGAAAGGAAGUGGGUAGGUGAAGCUCAAAGAGAUAUAGUUGAGCUUUAAUAUAGUUGAGACAAGCUUCCAGACAGGACCAUACCUCAGCUUUCCUAACUCUUCAACCUUUACAGCUACAGUAUUUGGGGGGGCUCUUUCCUCCUCUCAAAUCUUCUUCCUUCAGCCUUUAUUCUCCCUCAGGUUCUCCAGGUCAUCACCAUCCCAGAAGAGAACUCUACAAGAAGAUUCAGGCUUUCUCAAGGCUGGACACUAAAGCAAAGUGACGGCUGAAACUCCUUUAUCUGGGCAUCAAGAUGCUGUGUUGCAGAAUCUUCAGUGUGCUGAUGGCAUCCUUCAGCGCCAUCCUGCUCUUGAUGGCGCUCAGCACCGAUUACUGGAAAGCAUCUUUUUCUGCCGCAGGGACAUCCCACAGUGGGCUGUGGCAGUUCUGCAUGAACCUCAGACCAGCCAAAAGCCAAUGCUUUGUUCUCAAGGAGACUUUUGGCUACAUCACAGCUACCCGUGUGUUCCUGAUUUUGGCUUCCCUGAUGGCACUGGCAUUACACUUCUUUCUUAUUGCCACCUUCAGGCCUUCGAUGUGUGGUAUCCUGGGCAAGCCCUGGAUUGCUUCCGUGGCUGCCUACGUGGCUGGAAUCUUCACUCUGAUAGCCCUAACUGUGUAUACUGCUGAAACGUGGAAUGAGAACCCAUCCCCUCAAAUCCAGGUCACCUUUGCAUGGUCUUUCUACUCUGGAUGGACAGCUUUCCCCCUGUUUCUCUUGGCUGGCCUAUUCAACCACUUUGCCUCCUUGAACUCUCCAUCUUCUGGCUAUGAAAGUAUAUGAACAUCUCAGUCAACAAGAGAGAAAGCAAAAAUGUACAGAAGUGCUUUCUCUCGACAAGAUGCCUCCUGCUUCUCCUGUACCAAUGGAUCUCGCCACCUCCAGGACAUUGCUCAGCUGUACAACUUUAUUGCUCACUUUCGAAACCUUUUAUCUUGUCUUUUGUAGAGCGGUGGCUUGUUCACUGAAGCCAAGAAUGCUUUUGAUAAUUAGCUUGCUUGCCAAGGAAGACUACCCAGUGGCCUACCAAAUGUGUUUGGGGCAGGAUUCUGGGGCAUGCUCUAGGGUAGCCUUCUAAAAUCUACAAUUUUCAGCCCCCUUUCCUUCCAUUCUAUGUCUUUGUCAUUGUCCAAGGGCAUCAUUUUUAGCAAGAGCUUCCAUAAUUCCUGCAGCCCGUCUACCGUUGGUUGUUUGGCUGGGCAGAUGGGAGCUGUGGUCCAAAAACAUCCCAAGGGUGUCAAGUUAGAGAUGAUUAGUCAGGAAAUUGCUCAGUUCCUUGGCUAGAACCCAGAAGAAUACUGCAGUUCCCAAAGUAUAAUCUACAGCAGUGUUUCUCAACC
Messenger RNA from Python bivittatus (Burmese python), 2982 nucleotides. Its product is annotated as protein NKG7. Gene Ontology annotation, cellular component: plasma membrane. The record is from RefSeq and is a predicted model, not a curated record. NCBI's taxonomy places the organism in Eukaryota, Metazoa, Chordata, Lepidosauria, Squamata, Pythonidae.